Molecule: messenger RNA, 3700 nt
Organism: Phanerochaete carnosa HHB-10118-sp
Lineage: Eukaryota; Fungi; Basidiomycota; Agaricomycetes; Polyporales; Phanerochaetaceae
Exons: 11
Coding region: 89-3400 (1103 amino acids)
Biological process (GO): protein N-linked glycosylation; oligosaccharide metabolic process
Cellular component (GO): endoplasmic reticulum membrane
Molecular function (GO): Glc3Man9GlcNAc2 oligosaccharide glucosidase activity
Source: RefSeq, a predicted model, not a curated record
AAAAACAGCGCCAGACGCUCGACAGAAGACGUUGUAAAGCAAGCCAGCCUCGCUUUACUUCCAACCACCACCAUCGGUCCUCGCCGCUAUGUCUCGCGCUGAGCAGAUCCGCGGCAAAUUCUUUGGCAAUCCUCCCGACGGCAAGGCCAACAGUGCCGACGCAGGCUUGCCGCGCUCAGGUUCGGACAACCCGCUCACGAUCAAGAUCCCCCAGCCUACAGCGCCUGCGACCCCCGCACCGCCGCCAAAGCUCAGGGAGAGCAAAACAGACUCGUCCCCCAGGGAUGUUGCUGAGGACAGACCCACCAAGUCCUUCCGCGAGAGGCUCGUUGAGCAGCUCGGCCCAGACUACCAUGGUGCUGAGCGGCACAGGCUAGUUCAAGACGACGAGAAGGAGAUGCACUGGAAGCGAUGGGGCCCGUACGUUAGCGAUCGUCAGUGGGCUACGGUCCGAGAGGACUACUCUAGCAACGGUGAUGCCUGGUCGCAUUUCCCUCAUGAUCAUGCGCGAUCUCGCGCCUACAGAUGGGGCGAGGACGGUCUUGCAGGUAUUUCCGAUAACCAUCAACGCAUCUGCUUCGCUUUAUCGCUGUGGAACGGUCAGGACGCUAUCCUGAAAGAGCGACUCUUUGGUGUCACCGGUCAUCAAGGCAACCAUGGGGAGGACGUGAAGGAAUUAUACUACUACCUGGACUCGACGCCUACGCAUUCAUAUAUGAAGUUCCUCUACAAAUACCCCCAGAAGGCUUUCCCUUACGACGAGCUGGUCAGGGAGAACGUGAAUCGUGGACGAGAUGUGCCGGAAUUCGAGAUUCUGGACACUGAUUGCUUCAGCGAUGAUCGCUACUGGGACGUAUUCGUCGAGUACGCCAAAGACGAACAAGAUCCUAACAGCAUCUACGUUCGCGUCACAUCUUACAACCGUGGACCUGACCCUGCUACCCUCCACGUUAUUCCUCAGUUCUGGUUUCCUAAUACUUGGUCCUGGAACGACGAUCAUUCCCCUACCCCCAGCUUGCACGCGUCUGGCGAGGGCGUCAUCACUGCCAAACAUCACUCACUCGGCAAGUUCCAUCUCUACUGCCUGCCAUCUCCGCCCCCCGUGGACACUCAAGGUCAAGAAGUUCAGACAGAGUCUGAUACAGAGGGGGUGCUCCCAGAGCUCCUUUUCACGGAAAACAACACAAACUUUUCAAGGCUGUAUGGUGGCCAGAACGAGACGCUAUAUGUGAAAGACGCCUUCCACGAUCAUAUCAUCUCCGCUCAUCGCCCACCCGACGCAGUCGACGGGUUUUUUGUGUCGAAAAUCCAUUCCAGCACCCAAGGGCACCGCACGAUUCCAAGCGGCGGCUUCAACGGUGCAGAGUCAGAGACGCCACCGUCCGAGCAGGAACAGGGUCCGCGUACCCCCUUCCCUCCUACACCCAACUAUGUUAAUCCGGAGAAGAAAGGUACAAAAUCGGCCGCACAUUACGUCUUUGAGAACGUUCCUCCCCGUGGAGGAUGCGCCGUCGUGCGUAUGAAGCUUACACAGCGUAAGCCGUCUGAAGAUCCCAGCGUCGAGGACGAAGGCAUUUUCGAUGACGCGGUCGAGGAACGACGAGAAGAGGCGAAUGAGUUUUUCAAUGGGCUGGUCAUCGGUCCAAUUAGCGACGACUUCAGGCAGAUCAUGCGCCAAGCCUUGAGCGGUAUGCUCUGGACGAAGCAGUACUACCAAUUCAUCCAGCAACCAUGGAUUGACGGUGACCCGAAGCAGCCUCCACCGCCACCUGAACGAAAGUGGAUUCGCAACAGAGGCUGGAAGCACAUGCACGCGGCAGAUAUUCUGUCCAUGCCGGAUAAAUGGGAAUAUCCCUUCUUCGCUGCUUGGGAUACCGCCUUCCACUGCAUUCCGCUCGCAGUCGUCGACCCAGGCUUCGCAAAAAAGCAAUUGGACCUGCUCACACGCGAAUGGUACAUGAAACCGGAUGGCCAAAUCCCUGCCUAUGAGUGGAACUUCGGCGAUGUAAACCCUCCUGUCCAUGCCUGGGCUACGUUCCGCAUCUUCAAAAUAGAACGAAAACUCUACGGCAAGGAGGAUCUUCCCUUCCUCGAGCGUGUGUUCCAGAAGCUUCUCCUUAACUUUACCUGGUGGGUGAACCGGAAGGACUCUGAGGGUAACAAUGUUUUCGAAGGCGGCUUUCUCGGUUUGGAUAAUAUCGGAGUCUUCAAUCGGUCGGAGCCUCUGCCGACUGGAGGAACUUUACGCCAGGCAGAUGGCACGGCUUGGAUGGCAUUCUAUUGUUUGAACAUGCUCAACAUCGCCCUCGAACUGGCAAAGCACAACCCCGUCUACGAAGACAUCGCCUCCAAGUUCUUCGAGCACUUUAUCCUCAUUGCAGACGCGAUGACCUUCCGCUCAGGCGACGAUGAGUCCAGCCUCUGGAAUGAGCAGGAUGGCAUGUAUUACGAUGCCAUCCAGUUCGGCCACGGAAACACUAUGCAACUUCCUGUUCGCAGUUUGGUUGGCCUCAUCCCCUUGUACGCAACACUGGUCUUGGAGCCGUCAGUCAUCGAUCGCCUGCCUGGGUUCAAGAAACGUAUGGAGUGGUUCAUUGAGAACAGACCCGAAAUAUCAGAGCGAAAUAUGGCGAACAUGAAAGUUUCAGGACGCGGUGAACGCCGUCUCUUGGCUCUCGCUAGCAAGGAACGGUUGGAGCGAAUCUUGAGGGUUAUGCUUGACGAGACCGAGUUCUUGAGCGAGCACGGUAUUCGAUCCCUCUCUAAGUACCACAAGGACCAUCCUUGGGGCAUGGACGUUAAUGGCCAGCGUCAUGAAGUUAACUAUUGGCCUGGCGAUUCGCAGUCCGGAAUGUUCGGCGGCAACUCAAACUGGCGCGGACCUAUCUGGCUCGCUGUCAAUUUCCUGCUCAUUGAGAGCUUGCAGCGAUUUUACCAGUACUACGGCGAUGAGGUGCAGGUCGAAUGUCCUACGGGCAGCGGGGACUACAUGAACCUUGCAAACGUCGCCGAAGAGAUUCAGCAUCGUAUUAUUCACAUCUUUGGACGCGACGUCGAGGGUCGCCGCGCCACGAACGGCGGAAACGUCAAGCUCGACUACGAUCCGCACUUCAGGGACUACGUAUGGUUCUAUGAGUACUUCCAUGCCGACGACGGGCGUGGCAUCGGCGCUUCCCACCAGACCGGAUGGUCCGGUCUCGUCGCAUACCAUAUUCUGCAGAGCGGCGCGAGCUGUCGCCUGCCGAAGACACCAAAGACUCCUCGUGGUAUCGUCAACCACUACUUUGACGAAAACAUCGAUUAUCAGUCCGAAUACGGCGGCGAGACGCCCUCGGUGUUCAGCGCAUACAGCGCCGCCGAUGCCAACACACUCGGCGACAUCUCGCCUGAUGCGUUGUAGACGAUACGUUUCCCAUACAGCCUGCAUCACCUUAGCCGCUACUCGAACACGGUGCUGUAGCGCGCCCUUUACGAACAGUAACGAUUCGCAUAUUAGAACCUUCCCGAGACUAGAUAACGCAAAUAAUAGCAUAUAGUUAGCCUGUAGAUGUAGCACAAGUACCAGAGCCUGGCAGAAUACACACAUACAUCGUUCUGGAUCGGUUUCUCUUCUGUUAAGCAUGUAACGUAAUAUAGAACAUAGGAUUGUCCUUUGUGCCACGGAUUCCGAACGUGCGGCUGCUUAGUACAUUAGAGGGAG